This is a messenger RNA of Fomitopsis serialis, 2370 nucleotides long. Its product is annotated as p115 like vesicle tethering protein. Gene Ontology annotation, biological process: vesicle fusion with Golgi apparatus; endoplasmic reticulum to Golgi vesicle-mediated transport; transcytosis. The record is from RefSeq and is a predicted model, not a curated record. The transcript is spliced from 12 exons. Gene Ontology annotation, cellular component: ER to Golgi transport vesicle membrane; cytoplasm; endoplasmic reticulum. The coding region runs from base 1 to 2370 and encodes 789 amino acids. Lineage: Eukaryota; Fungi; Basidiomycota; Agaricomycetes; Polyporales; Fomitopsidaceae.
AUGGAAUUCAUCAACCAGACCUACUUUGCGCUGCGUGGCCCCCAAGGUGCACCGCAGUCUGCACCCGAGACCAUAGCUCGUCUGGCCGACCGACUCUCACCCUCUACACUUCUCGCCGACCGCCGUGCAGCAGUUCUUUCGCUCAAGGGGCUUUCGCGCGACCAUAGGGCGGAUAUUGGCACUCACGCGCUCUCUGGCCUCAUAGACGUCCUUCUGAACGACGCCGAGAUUGAUGCGGACAUAGGUAGAGCGGUUCUCGAGACACUGAACACCCUCUGUGAAGCAGACGAUACCGCGAGCCCUCACGCACGCGAGCUAGGCUUCCGGCACACAGACCAAGUCCUAAAGGACGAGAAGGUCGCCCACAAGCUCUUUGCGCUCCUUGCGGACCAUUCAUUCUACCUUCGCGUGUCCAUCCUUCAAUUCCUGUCGACUCUGUUGCAGAACCGACAGGCCAUCUUCGUCGUGCAGUCGCUCAUCUCGCAGAGUCCCGAGAUCCAGAAGAUACUCGCGUUCGAGGGCGCAUUCGAGCGACUGUUCACGAUUGUGACAUCCGAGGGCGGCAUCGAGGGCGGUAUCGUCGUACAUGACGCGCUCGCUUGCAUCGACGGGCUGCUCAGGUAUAACCAGUCAAAUCAGAGCUAUUUGCGUAAUAGCCCGUUACCGCCUAUUCUGCUGUCGAUCCUCGGCUUUCCGCCAGCACUUCCCCAUGAUCAGUCGCCACCGCAGGGGUUCGCUCUGCAGUUAUGGGAUGUUCCGCAGAAACGGACGAAUACUGCUGUGGUGGUAGGCAUCGUCGGGCUACUUGCUAGAAGCGGUGGGGGCAAUAUGACUGAUCCUCUAACGUUCGCUUUCACGCGAUGUCUCAUCGAGUUGGGCCUCGCAUCGAACACGCCGACGUCAAUCAAAACACAGGUGCACAGUUUCAGUAACGCAGGGGUACUCGAGUGCUCACAUGAUGAUGACGCCAUAUGUGCCCGUACCGGAACCAAUGGUGAAGAGUGGGACCGAUUAGAGCCCGCGUCUGCCCUGGACAUCUUGGUCGAGCUCAUCUUGCAUGGAGAGUACAACGGCGUCCUUGACAGUGAGCGUAGGUCCAAAGAAGGGAUGGAGCUGAGGGCCGCGGCACUGGGCGUGUUCCAGAACUUUGUCCAGCGGGAGGAGAUUGCAGAAGCGAUCGUGCAGGCAAUGGCCUCACCGCCCGCCGAAUCCGCACCCGCUACACCCCUCCUGGACGCGCUCACCGCGGCACACACCGCGCCGCUCCGCACAAGCCCUCGCGCGGCCGAUCGUGCCCCGAGCGCUCUCCCCUCUGCGCGCGCAGGCGGCAGCUUCUUCGUGCCUGCAGACGGCAGCGCGCCCCCGCCCCCGCCAGAGGAAGAGCCCGAGCAGGAGGAGCCGCAGACGCUGUUGCAGAUCUUGAGCGAGCACUUGUCGUUGGCGUUCCUCGCGAGGGGGCGGGCGGACACGUCGGAUCGCGAGGCGAGGGAGUGGGAUCGGUUGCUCGUUGGGUAUCUGACGCUGCUGUCGCAGUGGCUGUGGGAGGACCCCCAGGCGACGAAGCAGUUCUUGGAAGCGGGCGCGUUGGGCAUCCUCGUCGAGCCUAUCAACCAGAUGUCCGAGACGGACACGCUCGUACCGGCCCUGUGCGUAUUCCUGCUUGGCACCUGCUACGAGUUCAACAGGGAGCCUGGCGAGAUCACUCGGUCGACGAUCCACCCGAUCCUGACACGUCUAGGCGUCGACAUGCUCGUCGGGCGCGUCAUCCGCCUGCGGGAUGACGACCGCUUCAAGGCCAUCGGGCCCGACACCCUCGUGCUCUCGCCGCCCAGCGCGCCGUCACAUCUCCCGGCGGGGCCAGCAGCCAAGCCCGAGGGAGAGGAGGGAGAGAUGUGGUUCGACUGGGCGUUCGCUGACUUCUGGAAGUCGAACUAUUAUACGGUGCAGAAGGGGCUGCAUGCCGACCCGAACUCGCUGUCGUCUUCACCCGGUAAGUCGCUCGCUACUGCGCACCGGCUGUCCACUGAGUGCAGAAUAGGGAUGGGCGAGACGGCCAUGCUCGUCGCCUCCCUGAAAGACGUCAUCCGCAACCAGGCGAAGGAGAUCGACACCCUCCGGGGUCAGAUACAAGGCUCACCGCCGCCGCCCAGAAGCCCGACGACCGACGCCCUGCGUGAAGAAGCCACACGGCUCACGGAGGAGCUCCGCGCAUCGGACGAGAAGCGGGGUGAGGUGGAGAAGGAGCAAGAGGACUUGCUCGUGCUCCUCGACGAGCUGAACAGCAAGCGGAGGAGGGACAAGCAACGGAUGCGGGAGGCGGGCAUGGAUGUUUCAGAGGACGAGGCAGAUGAUGACGACGACGAAGAGUAA